CGGUCCGGAUACCGCGUUUUCUCAGCCACCACCACCGCGGUUGUCGCGCGGCGCCGUUCGCCACCGUCAUCCCGAAAAGAUUCUCCACGCGCUCCCUUCUCCCCCCGGGACUCGCCUCACCCAUCGUAUCGACCGCCGCCAAGCGUGCACAUCCGGAAAAUACGAGACGAUGCGGCGGCGACCAACGGUGUACGUUAUUUAUACGAAUAAAAAGCGAACGCGUGCAGCACGGGAAAUCAGAACGCGGUCCGACUCGUCGCCGACAACAACGCUCCGCCCGCCAACGUGUGUUUUCAUUCGCCGCGCGACCCACACGACCAUUCCGAUCCCGUCGAUCGGUAAAAAACACCAACGGUACAAUAAUAAUCGUUAUAAUAAUAAUUGUACGCUGCCCGGGCAAACGCGUUCGAUCGCUCCGUCGUCCAACUCGUUGAACUUUUGUCGUUACUAUUAGGCGUUAUUGUUAUCAUCGCUGCUGUUACUACACGGUUCGCGUUCACUGACGAAAUCGCACGUACCUACUCCGCUGCACGUAUCCAUUGUUUACCUGUUUGACGAGCCUAACGCGAUUCCCGCGCGAGUUCCACACGCUACGUGUGUAAACAGCCUCAACACUCGGCGGUGUAAUCCAUCGCGCGUUCCCUCUGUCGCCGUUGCAGAUGGUACACAGGGUGGUGACGGCCGAAGAAGAAGAACACUGCCCUUGGAUCGACCAAGACGACGUUCAGAGCCAGGAAAAAGUUUGGUUAAAAAGAAUCAUGUCAACUUCACCUGAUCAAUUCCUUGUCACGCCAACCGAUGAUCAGACACCAAACAGUGCCAUUUUUGAAGUACCAAGUUCAGAAUUGAAAAACAAUUAUAAAUUUAGUCCAAAAAAGUCAACAGGUACAAGUGAAUCGAGUCAAUUAUUUGAACGACCACCAUGGCAAAAAUUACUGUCAAUAUUUCUAGCUGAACUUAUUGGAACUGCAAUAUUAAUGCUAUUCGGUUGUAUGGGAUUAGUUCCAAAAUCUCCUGAAAGUGUACUUGGUCCGUAUAGUGGAGCUAUUUCAUUUUCUGGCAUUGUGUGUGUUACUAUUGUUAUCAUUGGUCAUAUCAGCAACUGUCACAUAAAUCCUUGUGUUACAUUGUGCGCCUUAUUAUUGGGAAAACUACCUAUUAUAACAGCUUUUGUAUAUAUAGUAGCUGAGUUCUCAGGAGCUCUUGUUGGAUAUGGAAUUUUAGUGGUUGUUUCACCUUAUAAUAUUUUGAAUACUGCGGAACCUGGAAUUUGUGUGACAAGUCCAGUUGCUGGAUUGACUCCUUGGCAAGCACUUUCAAUUGAAAGUAUGACAACUGGAGUAUUAAUUCUUCUUGUUUGUGCAGUUUGGGACCCACGUAGUGGUAAUGGAGAUUGUGGUUCUUUAAAAUUUUUAGUUAUCAUCUUCAUGACUUCAGUUAUAGUUGGUCCAUUAACUGGAAAUAGUUUAAACCCAGCAAGGUCAUUAGCACCAGCAAUUUAUAACAAUUCAUGGGAUAUGCAUUGGAUCUACUGGGUUGGUCCCUUUUCUGGAACAGUAGUAUCAACACUAUUCUAUAAGUAUGUGUUCAUGGCAUUAGAUAUUGGUGAACGAGAAAAAUAAU
Messenger RNA from Sipha flava (yellow sugarcane aphid), 1623 nucleotides. Its product is annotated as aquaporin AQPcic-like. Gene Ontology annotation, cellular component: plasma membrane. Bases 660 to 1622 code for a protein of 320 amino acids. Gene Ontology annotation, molecular function: water channel activity. The record is from RefSeq and is a predicted model, not a curated record. The transcript is spliced from 7 exons. Gene Ontology annotation, biological process: transmembrane transport. Lineage: Eukaryota; Metazoa; Arthropoda; Insecta; Hemiptera; Aphididae.